Messenger RNA from Lolium rigidum, 1633 nucleotides. Its product is annotated as RNA-binding protein L-like. The record is from RefSeq and is a predicted model, not a curated record. Bases 27 to 1403 code for a protein of 458 amino acids. Gene Ontology annotation, molecular function: mRNA binding. Gene Ontology annotation, cellular component: cytosol. NCBI's taxonomy places the organism in Eukaryota, Viridiplantae, Streptophyta, Magnoliopsida, Poales, Poaceae. The transcript is spliced from 7 exons.
CCGGAGCCGGGGACACGCCGCCCGCGAUGUACCAGCAGCCAAUGAACGGGCAGCACGCGCCGCAGCCGCAGGCCUCCGGGCCCCCGCCUCCUGCCCCGCAGCAGCAGGCGCCCCCGCCGCAGCAGUACUACCAGGCGCCGCCGCCGCAGUACUACCAGCAGGGCCCGCCGCCGGCCAUGUGGGGCCACCCGCAGCAGCACAUGCCUCCGCAGUACGCGGCCCCGCCCCCGCAGCAGUACGCGCCCCCGCCCCCUCACCAGUACGCGCAGCCGCCACCGCAGCAGUACGCGCAGCAGCCGCCGCCGCACUACGGCGCGCAGGUGGCCGGCGGGCCCGCGCCCGGAAGCGAGGAUGUCAAGACUCUGUGGAUCGGGGAUCUCCAGUACUGGAUGGACGAGAACUACCUCUACAGCGCCUUUGCGCCCGUCGGGCCGCAGCAGGUCACCAACGUGAAAAUCAUCCGCAGCAAAUCAACUGGGCAGCCUGAAGGUUAUGGUUUUGUUGAAUUUCUCUCUCGAGCUGCUGCAGAAUAUGCUCUCAGCUUUAAUGGACAGAUGAUGCCUUCUGUUGAGCAAGCUUUUAAGCUAAACUGGGCUUCUUCUAGCUCUGGUGACAAGCGUGGUGAUGAUGGCUCUGAUCACACCAUAUUUGUUGGUGAUUUGGCUGCUGAUGUUACUGACGCCAUGCUGGAAGAGAUAUUCAAAGCCUCCUACCCUUCAGUUAAAGGUGCUAAUGUUGUUACUGACAGGGCCACUGGUCGCUCCAAAGGAUAUGGUUUUGUUCGUUUUGGAGAUGCAACUGAGCAGGCACGUGCUAUGACUGAAAUGAAUGGAGCACAGUUGUCUACGAGACAUAUGAGGAUAGGGCCUGCAGCUAACAAGAAGAAUAUGGGUACUCAGCAGACAUACUCGUCUAAUGCAGGGUACCAGAGCUCACAAGGAAAUGAGGCGUCGAAUGAUCCCAACAAUACUACAAUCUUUGUGGGCGGGUUAGAUUCCAAUAUAGAUGAGAACUAUCUAAAGCAAGUUUUUACUCCAUAUGGCGAAGUGAACCAUGUAAAGAUUCCUGUAGGCAAGCGUUGUGGAUUUGUCCAAUUUACCAGCAGGUCAUGCGCCGAGGGAGCCAUCAAUGCGCUGAAUGGGACUCUGAUUGGAAGUUCCAACGUUCGUCUUUCAUGGGGCCGUAGCACCAAACAGCCUCCCCAGCAGGAUGCAAGCCAGGGUAAUGUCAACAGCUACUAUGGAUAUCAGCAGGGUCAUGAUGCUUACUAUGGUGCAUCCAAUGUGCAAGAUCCUAGCAUGCAAACCUAUGGAUAUGCUGGUUAUGGCAGCUACGAGCAGCAACAGCAGCAGCAGCCAUCUCAACCACAGCAGCAGCCUCCGCAGCAGCAACCUCCACAGUAGCAGCAGCUUUCCUACAGCAGUCACCAUUUGAGGCGAUGGAGCGCAAUCAGAUUUGCAUGAACAGGAUAGCACUGGGUCAUGAGUUAUGGUAUAGGGGUCCUUGUUUGUAUGAUGGGUAGUAUCUAGUGCUUUGACUGUAGCCCUAGUUUUAUUCAGUGUCUCUUGCUGUUUUAAAUUAUCGAACUCUGUCAUGACUUGAGUUGUUGAUGGUAAUGUUAUCUUUGGAUCAU